Molecule: messenger RNA, 1086 nt
Organism: Fusarium redolens
Lineage: Eukaryota; Fungi; Ascomycota; Sordariomycetes; Hypocreales; Nectriaceae
Exons: 1
Coding region: 1-1086 (361 amino acids)
Source: RefSeq, a predicted model, not a curated record
AUGCACAAACUACUCAGGCGUUUCUUUAAUCGCCUUCGACGGAGACCCGUUCUAAAAGAGCUGAAAGAAGAUGCCCGGGGAGAUCUCACUUGCAUCUCGCCUGAGGUCAUCCUAGAAGUCGCCGAGUUCCUCCCCAAUGGCUCGUUAAUCUCGCUCAGCCUUACCUGUCACGCCUACCACGCUCUUCUUUCGGGGGUCACCCGCAAUGUCAAACUUGAAGGAAUGGAGUUGGAAGAGUUCCUGCAGGUGUUGGAGAAGGAUUGCGCCAGCUCGUACUUUUGCUAUACCUGUGUGAGGCUUCACCAACGGGACCAACGAGGGGAAGUUGACCCCUGCAAGUGCUACAAAUGGGGUUGUAGAAAGAACUGUGUGUACCACUUCCAUUUUUAUCUGUGGAUCGGCUCCGGUUCGAUGAUAAAAUAUCCCGACGUGCGACUUAUCAUGAAUCGCCAUUUCAACGGCCCUACCCAUGGACUCCCCCUCGACACGAUCAACCACCAAGGACCAGUCUUGCGAUACGGAGAUGGCGGCAUGAGGCAAUGGACGGCCCAUGCUCGUAUAAUUCGAGACGAACUCUUCGUACAGAGGACUCUGGUAGCCUGGAUUCCAAAUGACCUCCCAUCCAAGAGGCCUAUUGAUCGCGUGGAUAUCCCGAUUUGCCUUCAUGUUAGAAGCAUUUACACAAACUUCGCGGAUGAAUACCUCUACACAGCCUGUUAUGGUCUACCAGAGUUGGCAGAUGUAUCGACGACCUUCAACGGCUGCGAUAACUCAUUGGGGUCGUGCCCCGUCUGCUUUACUGACUACUCCAUAACUAUAUGUCCGGAGAGUCGCCAGCGGCAAGGCUGGCGCAUAAAUGUAGUGAGUUACCAGCAGCUUGGUGCUUGCCGAUCCCCUUAUGAUUGGAAGUGGAGGCUUGCUGCCGAAGACUGCAUUUGGAACGAACCAAGAUGCCGGACCCAGGAGCCGGGGCUCGUACGACAGCGUUGGAUGUGUCAAGAUGGCUUCAUCCAACCAGAGGGAAAGUAUGUCGGCAAGGCUCGCAGAACGAGUGGUAGUCUCCUUGGAUCGAGGCGCUGUCCUUGA